AUUAUCAUCAUCUUCCACCAUCCCACAUCACCCAUCAUUUCUCCUCCUCACCACACUCUCUCUCUGUCGGCAUUCAAAGGAGGAGAAAACACAGCAGCAAUACUCCAUUUUUAUGCUAUAGAAGAAGAAGAAUCAAGAAGGAAACCAUUCAAGUGUCUAUGAUCUUGAAGCAUCCCACUUCUAGGAACAUCCAGAAGGUAUCGUAGAGAACGUUCGGUGUUGGAAUAUUGAAGUUAAUGAGUUAAUCGUCGGAAUCGUUGUUCAUCGACAUAUCCGAAAUUCUGGACAGCAACUUUCCCUUGACUUCAGGUCCAAUUUAUGCUAUCUUACAUCUGUUAACUCGAAAUACUUUCUAUACGAAAGUUAUAGCCUUACAUCUUAGGAAUCCACAGAAUCAAUUGGUUUGCGAUUCCGUGAAGAAACGAUGGAGAUAUGCCCAAAAUACGGCAGGCUGUCCAAUUGUGACGAGAAUGACAAAGUUGGUGAAUUUCAAUGUUGUUUCCACUCCCGCUCAUCUGUAAGGUUUCGGCCAUUGAUUUCCAGGUCUUUACACUUGGGUAACAAGAAGAUAAUGAUGGAAGCACUCCCAGAGGGCAAUGAGUCGGAGGAGAUGCAAGGAUUGCAAGCAAAUGUUUGACCAUCAAGAUUUUAAAUGUUUCAUGAUUUGAUUAUUAUUGUACUUCCGCAUUACUCUGAAAAUAUUUUUAAACGGGUCGCAAUCCAGAGUCUGUAAAUUUAACAUUUAUAAUAAAUUUUCAUUCUCAAA
This is a messenger RNA of Cuscuta campestris, 766 nucleotides long. NCBI's taxonomy places the organism in Eukaryota, Viridiplantae, Streptophyta, Magnoliopsida, Solanales, Convolvulaceae. The record is from the annotation of a GenBank genome assembly.